AUUAAAUCUUAACGGCAUUAGUAGCAUGUCAUAUAGAGCCAUAGUAGAGUUCGCCUUCAGCAUGGAUUCCUUCAGAAAUGUCGGAAUGUUUCAGCAAGGAGUUUAUUACCUGACAUAUGAGAUUUAUUACUACAAAGAGAACAAGAAGAUCUAUGCGACCCCGUAUGCCAACAUUCCUUUCAUUUACUCGGAGACUAAGGGGGAAGGUAUGAGGAACCUCGAGCCAAGUGUGAUCCUUGAAGACAAGCCUGUCUUCAAGACAAGGUCCUUCUGCAUUAGAUUCAGGCAUGAAGAAAUUCCAAUGAAUGAGGUCUGCCAAUUCAGAGCUGAGGUUGACACUGAUAAGGAAGGUCAUUACCUCGAUACUAAAUUCUACGUUGAGACUAACCUCUGCUUUCUACGCUAUAAAUUUGAUGGAACUGCUAAUUCUAAGUUCAUGAAAAAUCUAAUUGAUGAAAGAAGGGAUGAAUUCAAAAUUGUGAGCACCCAAGAAUUUAAAAUCACUGGUGCCCUUCAUGGAGUAACAGAGUAUCUCCCAACCACAUUCAAGGGUGUGUAUUUCAGUGUAGCUCAUGGAUUGAUCCACACUGCACUCACUGACUUCAAAUGGAGAGAUUGUUGUCUCGCUUCUCUUGAUAUAGAUGGAGAAACCGAUGAUAAUGGAAUUUAUAUCGAAACAGAAAGAAAACUCUCACUUGAUGAAUACCGAAAAAUGGUCGAGAAGUACUCGUACAGGCCGGAUUCUCUCAAUGACUACCUCCUCAGCAAUGAAUCGGAUUUCUACGUAGUGAAAUACAACAGGAAGACGCUGGAGUACAUUUUUGAUACCUUCAUUUCGCCUCUGAUCCUCAACUGGGAGAACCUCAAACGGAUGUACGAAACUAUCCUGACUGAAGAAAGAGACAGCAUUGUUAAUAACUGAGGUCCUCAUUUCAAAAUAGAAAAUAGCUGCGAAAAUCUAGAAUUCUGAGGCAAAAAUUCUUGGAAGAAAUUCACUCACGAGGAGGAAGACAAGACUGAAGACAAAGAAAACCAACCUAGUGAUAAAGAACAAGCGACAUUGGGUGAAGAUUCUGAUGAGGAAGGUAACUGAGAUGUCGGUGAAGAGAAUAGCGGUAUUCAAAAGAUUUAUUCUCUUCAAUAUACUUUCAAAGAAUUCUAUCUCAAUUACAUCGAUUUGAAACAAGCUUUCAUCGAGAAAGUCUAUACUAAAAAUCCAACGACGCUGAUCAAGAACAUUGAAACUGAGUUUCAGAUCCUUUCUGGUCAAGUUUUGCAGUGAAACUAUGAUCUAAUGAUGCUUCUGGGCUCUGCUCCAGAAGAGAUCAGAGAAUAUUUCAGAGAAAAAUACUGACAAAGACUUAAAGAGAAGGUCGAAGAUAGCGUCUUCAGAAGCCACAUGAAAACCUCUGAUUUUGUUAUCAGUGCUGAGAACGAUAGUAAAGAGCUUUACAAGAUCAUAGCUGAGAAGAGACGGUCUAAUGUCUAUGAUGAGCUCAUUGAAGAUCCUCCGAUUGAGGAUCUGACCAACCUCACCCAUGAUACUACCCCAGUGAUGAUAGAAGAGAUUUAUACAAUGGAAGAUUAUAAGAGUGAGAGUUCUGGUCUCACCAGAGCUUCUCGCAAGAAGAUCUACAAUGAUGGGCUCCAUCUCUUUGUAUUAGUGCAUGGGUUUCAGGCUACUCAUAUAGAUAUGCAAGAAAUCAAGAACCAUAUUGCAAUGGUUGUCCCGAACUCUAUCUUCUUGUGUUCCGAAUCCAAUGAAGGAGUUCGUACAGAAGGCUGAUUGAUAGAAUCGGGAAGAAAUCUCGCAGAAGAAAUUUUUGAUUUUUUCGAUGACGAAGAAGAUUGUGGAGAAGAUGUCACCCAGAUUAGCUUCAUUGGUCAUUCUAUGGGAGGAGUAAUCAUCAGAUCAGCACUUCCGCAUCUAGAGAGAUAUAAGAAAAUGUUUCAUGGAUUCUGCACUCUUUCUUCUCCACAUCUAGGAUAUGCAGCUUGCAAGAGUAAGCUCAUUAAAGUGGGCCUAUGGGCUUUCCAAACAUGGAAAAAGCAGAAAUCAAUUGAGCAACUCUCAAUGAAAGAUGCUGAAGACAUUGAAGACACGUUCAUGUUUAAACUCUCCCAAUACAAAGGUCUCAAAUGGUUUAAGCACGUGAUGCUUUUCAGUAGCGUGCAGGAUGGAUACGUUACAUUUGACUCCUCACGGAUACAAAUUUUCAAAAACACCACUCUGUACGACCCUGUUCGUGAGAGCAAAUAUAUUGAAAUGGCUACAAAUAUCUUCAAAGGCUGAGAUCAUACUACAGUGACCAGAGUUGAUGUUAACUUCAGCAUCAGUGGCAAAUCUAUUGAUAAUAUGAUAGGCAGGAAGGCUCAUAUUUCCUUCCUGUCUAACUCUGGCUUCUUGACAAUGUUCACGAAUAGAUUCAAAGAGACCCUCUUUGACCAAGCACUUUAGACA
Molecule: messenger RNA, 2461 nt
Organism: Moneuplotes crassus
Lineage: Eukaryota; Ciliophora; Spirotrichea; Euplotida; Euplotidae
Source: the annotation of a GenBank genome assembly